CAACGAGCCAUUAGCGACCUGUCUGUGUUAUCGCUGUUAGCAUGUUAACUUUUCUCAUUUAUUGCCCUUACUUACAUCGUUAACAUUAUCAUUUUUCGCGGACGCUCUUGUCAAUCAUACUUCCACACGUGGUGUGGUUAUCAGUUAUCAAGUUUUUCGCGAGCACGUAAGAGAAAAAAAAAACCUCGAUGAAAGUCGUGUCGUAGCAGUUAGCAGCAGCUAACCUCAACAGACGGUGUGUUUAUGAGCUGAACGCUAAUGGCAGACCUGUGGAACACAGACUCCGGGGAGGCUGUGUAUCGGACCCGGGAUGCUGUCAAAAACUUAAAAGUUAAGGUGCGAAUAAAGAGGUUGACCUCCACAGCAGCCCUAACUCAGCACCUCCAGCAGCGGGUUCUGCCCCAGCAGGAAGGAGGAACCAUUGAACUGGAAACCCUCACAUCACAAGGCCUGACCGGUGAUCAUGAGGAGGAACUGGUGGUCGGCUGGCAGGAGAAAUUCUUCAGUCAGUAUGAAAUGGAGCUAUUCCAGAAUGAGGCAGCUUGUCAGACUCCUCUGGACCGGCAGUACCACACAGAGAUCAAGGCCCUGGAGAAGACCAAGGGUCAAAGAAACCACAGGAUAUUCACUUACACGGAUCAUGACCGCUACACCAACUGUCUUCAACUUCACCAGCUGCAAUCCUCUGAUUUAUUGACCCCAACCACAUCCAACCCCACUUUCCUGGCUGAAAGGAUGACCAGCAUACGGCACAGACGACAGGACAGACGCACCAUGGACUCAAAUAUCCCUAAGUCAAAAAUCAUCAACUGGGAGCCAACAGAGGACUUUGUGAAAAGCAGUCAUGUGGUGAACAACGCCAUGCAAACCAUGCACAUCAUGGGAGACCUGGGCCCCCCUGGAAGACUGGGUCAGAAAGAGAAUGAAUAUUUGCUGUUAACCAUAAAAACAGACGGGAAUGGAACAGUCAUUGUAAAACCUGACUUCAACACAGACAGUGAGCCCUACAGGAUUGUUACAGAGGGGGAAAAGAAAGAAGUUUGGCGACUCACAGUCGAGAACGUGUCCUCCGAUAUGAAGCCAGAGGAAAAGGACAGAGAACAGAACAUGUAUAAAGAUCUCUAUGCAAGGCACAAGGAAUACCUCAGUAGCCUUGUUGGGCCAGACUUUGAAGUGCCCCCUGCAGGUAUUCUGCGUUAUAUGCUGAAUGGAGAAAUAGUCUCAGCUCAAGGCUUUGAGUAUGAUAAUUUAUACAUCCACUUCUUCAUGGAACUACCCAACUAUUGGACCAGCUUGCCAUUCCAGCCUCUCUCAGGGGUGACUCAGACCUGCCGGACCAAAACAUUAGGGAAGGAAAAUGUAGCUUUCUUCAGUCACCCCUUCACAUUUGAGGCUUUCUACAUGUGUGGCAAAGAGGCAGAGGAAUCAAUUCCUCAGUGGCCAGUGAUUUUCUUCAAAGUUCUUUCUCUGGACUUCUGGCAGCGCUAUCGGACUGAAGGCUAUGGUUACGUGCUUUUUCCAGCUAUACCUGGUAAACAUACAAUAACAUGCCAUACAUGGAGACCCCUUCAGAUGGGGACAGUCUCUGCACUGAGACGCUUCUUUAUUGGAGGUUCUCCAGAGCUGGAAGACCACAGCUACGUCCGAAUACCAGGGACCUUCAAGGGAGAGCGGCUAAGUCGCCUUGGCUUUUCUACUGAAACCACAGGAAAUGUUACCUUUAAUCUGCACUGCAUCCAGCAAGCCAGGUCUUUUAUUGAUGCCACCAUGAUGAAGAAGAGAAGGCAGAAAGUUUUCGACCAGCUGGGAGGAUUUAGUCAGCAAGGAGCCGUCUGUUCCAUCCUGGAGGCCUUCCACAGAGUCAGAAAAAGGAUGCAAGAGGCCAGAGAAGCCCUUCCCAGAGAACUUAUCAGUGCCACCUCCCAACUCCAAAACGACUCUUCUACAUUGGCGUGAUGAACACUGUAAAACCGUCAAAUGCCACAGACAUACUCAUUUGAGGUCAAGCAUAAAAUGACAUUUGAAAUGUUGCACAUUUGCUAAGAACAAAGAACAAAGACUCAGAGAAAAAGAAUUGUGUCCAAGAAUGCUCACAUGUUGGUUAGGGUAAUAAAUGAGGCAUAAUGAGGAUUUACAGAGUUUAUGCUGUGUUCUGUGUUCACAGCGUGAGUCUUGGGUAAACGGAUGUGUUACAGACAAUAAAACUGUUUUUAUUUUCACAUCUGAAUUGUAUAUUUUUAGACUUAUAACAAGUAUCACGCUUGUUGUCAUAUAUAAACUAUUUAUAUGAACCAUGA
This is a messenger RNA of Solea senegalensis (Senegalese sole), 2297 nucleotides long. RefSeq names its product MKS transition zone complex subunit 1 (gene mks1). Lineage: Eukaryota; Metazoa; Chordata; Actinopteri; Pleuronectiformes; Soleidae. The record is from RefSeq and is a predicted model, not a curated record. Gene Ontology annotation, biological process: cilium assembly. Gene Ontology annotation, cellular component: MKS complex. The transcript has 18 exons. Bases 259 to 1956 code for a protein of 565 amino acids.